Molecule: messenger RNA, 438 nt
Organism: Adineta steineri
Lineage: Eukaryota; Metazoa; Rotifera; Eurotatoria; Adinetida; Adinetidae
Source: the annotation of a GenBank genome assembly
AUGAGUCGAUCAAAUAUGCAUCUUUUCGAUCUACCGGAUGAAAUAUUACUUUUGAUUUUGAAGAAAUUGAACAAUAUCGAUGUUCUCUAUUCUUUAUUGGAUGUUAAUAAUGGAAGACUUGACAUUCUUGCACAAGAAAAUAUUUUUAUUAACAAUCUGAAGUUUGAUUCUGUUAAUGAUACUUCAUUAAUCAGUCGAUUUUGUAUUGAUAUAUUACCAAGAAUUCAUUGUUAUGUCAAAUCAUUUACUCUUCAUGCAUCUUUUAUGGAAUGUAUUCUUCUUGCAAACAAAUAUCCAAAUUUAACUGAACUUAAAAUUAUUCAUUUUCAACAAGAUUUCAUCUCAAAGUAUUUUACAAGUAAGUAUCUUAAUAAUCAAAUUUCAUUAGCUCACAGGAAUAAUGAAAAUCUUGAAAAUAGUCGACUUGCAUAUCUUUGA